Mercenaria mercenaria is the source of this 7839-nucleotide messenger RNA. RefSeq lists its product as uncharacterized. Gene Ontology annotation, molecular function: calcium ion binding. NCBI's taxonomy places the organism in Eukaryota, Metazoa, Mollusca, Bivalvia, Venerida, Veneridae. The record is from RefSeq and is a predicted model, not a curated record.
AGCGUUGUCACGGACGUAUCCGAAUGAUGGCGGUUGUGUCACUGAAACCGAAAGUUUUUUAUAUCCGCCUCCAUCGGUGGAAUCUGUCAAUUUACAGGGAUGUUUACGCUGGCUAUUGCACACAGUCAUACCAAGAUACCUGCUAUACAUCGGAGAAAUACUAUACAAGCUGCGGGUUGUUUGGUUGGGGAAGAUGUACAAGGCACAGGACAGUAAGCUACAGCUGUACACGUUAUAGACAGGUGUGUUGUUCCGGUUAUACUGGAAGUAGCUGUAGUACACCUUUGUGCGAAGGACCAAAUUCCUGUCUGAAUGGUGGCACGUGCCAGUCUCCUAACAUGUGCAGUUGUCCUAACGGGUAUUCCUCACCAAGAUGUAAUGAUAUCAAUGAAUGUGCCAGUAGUUCUCAUGGAUGCAAACAGACAUGUGUAAACACCCACGGCUCUUACUAUUGUACGUGCAGAACUGGUUAUACACUUAGUUCGGAUCUAAAGUCAUGUAUUGAUUUGAACGAAUGUAAUAAUAACAAUGGUGGAUGUGACCAAACUUGCAACAACAAUGUUGGAUCAUACACGUGUAGCUGUAGAAGUGGGUACAGGUUAGGCGGACGAACAUGCUAUGACAUAGAUGAAUGCAGCCUUGGCACAUCAGGAUGUGAGCAUCAGUGCAGAAACACAGUAGGCUCUUACAUAUGUUCGUGUAAUACAGGUUACAUAUUAGCUGUUAAUGGAAAACAAUGUGAAGACAUUGACGAGUGUGCUGAUGACACUGCUAUUUGCAAAGGUUACUGUAACAACAACCCAGGGUCUUACACUUGCUAUUGUAGUUCGGGCUUUAUUCUUGAGGAUGAUGGCUAUUCCUGUAAAGAUUUGGAUGAGUGUACUAUCAGAAAUGGAAACUGCGAUCAGAAAUGUAUAAACGAACCCGGUUCACACAGAUGUGAGUGUUACAGCGGAUACAGGAUAACAGGAGGAACUUCAGGCAGUCUGUGCAAAGACAUUGAUGAAUGCUCUGAAUCAAGCGCCAGAUGCACACAGAUUUGUAACAACAUUGAUGGAUCUUAUACCUGCAGUUGCAACUUGGGAUACUAUCUUGAUACAGAUGGGUACACUUGCAGGGAUACAAAUGACUGUGAAGGUGUAACAUGCGAGAAUGGGGGUUACUGUGUUGAUAGUUUAAACUCCUACACAUGCAUUUGUGAAGCAGGUUUCAGCGGUCAACAUUGUGAAACAGACAUCAAUGAGUGUGAAUAUGCAAACGGUGGUUGUCAGGACAUUUGUAUAAAUACAGAAGGUUCGUUUCAAUGCAACUGUUCCGGGGAGGGUGAACUGCAGGAUGAUGGGGUUUCCUGUGCCGGGGGUGAAGCAGAAAAAGACACAGUGUUUAAACGGCUAGAAAUACCUCGGCAGCUACUUCCAAAACCAUGUUUUACUGUUCUACUUGUCCAUUGCACAGAUGGUAAUGAUAUCAAUAUUACCCUCUCUUCUACCUCAGAGUGGUACCGACUGACUGAUGAUACCGAUGUCAUGUAUACGCUUGGUAUAGUCUUUGUGAAAGUAAAUGAUUUCUCUAUUCCAAUGUCUCUAAAAGGAAUCGAAGUUACUUUAAGAAAUGGCGAAUUCGUCUUUAACUAUAGAGUGCAAUACGGGUCGGCACAAGGAACACUUAUAGAAAAUGAUUUGACACCAGAAGACUGUCGAUCUUUUGAACUAGUGGAGGCUGAUUUCUUUGAUUUUACCAACAUGGACUCUUUUAUGAAAACGUUUCUUUUAUCGCUGUUUCCGGCACUUCCUAUGAGCUUCGAAAAGUCUAGCACUGAAAUAUUGUCUGUACAAGACAUAAGGAGCGAUCUAAUAUAUGGGAGAAAUAUGGAUGGGGUUUCAUGGUGCACAGGGGCGCCCGUAUUACCAGACCAUUUAUACACAGUGUUUAGAUUUGAUACCGGAUUUACACUUAGUGUUAUGGGAAGCGAAGUUGAUAUUCCUAAACCAUUGAAUUCUCGAAAAUUUUGCCUGAUUGUUGACCUUUGUCACAGCUACGGUGGAACAGUGUUUUUAAUGAUUCCAGAAGAGUCUCGUAAUUUCCUGUUGGAUCUGAAUAUAUUUCAGACACUUAAGGAAGAGCAGAAUAUUCACAUCCUUCCGAGAGGAAUCGGUAUUUCAUUAGUAAAUGGAAUAAAUGCUAAUUAUCAUACAUUAUCUGAUCAGCUUUGGAAUGGAGAUUUGAUGUUCACGCCCUUAUUACCGGAAGUGGAUUUCUGGAUUGGCGGAAGCUUGAUCAAAUAUGAUGAAUAUUUCACAGUUGACGGAAAUGCUGAUAUUUAUUUAGGCGUUCCGAGUGUUCAGACGAUGUUGACAUCAAUUUUUCGAGAAGAAUGGACAGGGUUAGUUGAUAUACAGCUGUCCGUGUCACCAGUCCUGAGAUUCAAACUUCUUGGCAAUGACUAUUCAAUUUCCCUUCAGCUAGUCACAGCAUCAUUAAAUACUUACAUUUCAGUUGGAGGCUCAAAUCGGAAAUGGUGUGGCGAAGAUUCAAAUCCACAAGGUAUAUUUCUAUCCGCAAUGGUUGAAAUUAACCCGUUUAAAGGGGUUCCUUUCCUCGAAGAUUUCGCGUUUUCAUCCACAAAUCGUUUACACAUGUUUGUGACUACAGACCCGCUAGAAAAUCCUCUUGAAGAAAUAAAUUUUAACAUAACACAUGAUAUAUUAGAAGUAGACACGCUGCUCAACAACACUGUAUCCAUUCUUGACGAGGCGAUAGACGAUAUUGAACUUGCCUUAUCGGAAGCAACAAAAGCGAUUGUUGUUGAAAUAAAAGAGAGUGUAGUAGCAAUAAAGAAUAUAAUAACUAUAAAUUUUAACGAUUUGCUCUCUGGAAAUUUUGAAGAGCUCGAAGGUCACCUUGAAGAUAUUCGACAAAAUUUUUAUCAAUUAAGAUCUGCUGUUUACAACUUUGCCGAUGAAACUGAAUUCAUUGUCAAUGAAGCGAAAGAUAACUUCACAGAUUUACUCGAAAGCCACGUCAAAAUCAUUGAAGAAAAUAUAAGAAACAUUUUUAACGAAAUAACAAACAGUAUUAUUUCAUCGGUUGGAAACUACACAGGGGUUGGUUUAAAGUUCACAACGGACUGGGAAAUAUUUGGAUUGAAACUAUUUGGCUUUGAUUUAGAAAUUGUGUAUUCAAAGGGAGAUUUAUUUCGAUGCAGCCGAUUUGAGGAAGUAAAGCAACUCCUCGAUGGGGAAAAUGCUUUACGUGUUUUAGGUAGGGCAUCCAGGGAGAAAAGACUAGGAAAAUUUCUUAAAUAUGAAAAAGGAUUUGGUGUAGGCGGAGCCUUCGCUAUAAACUCUAAAAAUGUUAUAUUACAUUUGCAAGCGUUUGUUAGUAUGCUCGGAAUAAAAGCAACUGGAGACCUCUUCAUUAGCAGAAAUGGAAUAUAUUUCUAUUUAGAAGGCAAUGUCUGGGAUAUUUUUCUCGCUCAAAUAGAAGUUACAGCCGAGGUUGGAAAGGAAUGGUAUCAGCUGACAUUUAAUCUUCGUGGUCGUUUUGUUGCAAAGGCGAGAAGAAAACGUCAUUUACAAGAAUAUACUGAAAAUACGGCAAUGCAGUAUAAAAAUGCGUAUGUGUUUCGGCAAGCGAGAGAAAGGCGACAGGUUCAGUCCGAUAGCUCUUCCUUUCAAGACAGUUACCUAGAUGCUUUAAAAAAGGCCAUACGUCUGGUGUCCGAAGAAGCGCAGAAACGAUUGUCCCAAGCUCAAGCAGCACUAACCUCUGCGCAGAGUGGUUUGACAAAGGCACAGAACUGGCUGGAUGAAAAACAAACGGCAGUUAGAGAUGCCAAUAUCAUAUUUGACAAUGCAGUUGAAAAACUUGAAAGAGUGAAAGAAAAACUUGAAGCAGCAAAGGGACCGUUAAAAGAAGCGAUAAAAAAAUUAGAAGACGCACAAAAAUCUGUUGAUAAUCUUUGUAGAAUAAGAACAUGUUCGAAAAUAUGCAUUCCUGGAAUUAGAUGUAAAAUUUGUCAUAAAAGGGUGUGGGGUGUUAAGAUACCAUACCCAUGUUGUAGAUUUACAAGUUGUAUGAUAAGCUUUCCUAAUCCACUUUGUGUUCUUGCUAAUUUAGCUUGUCGGAUUAUACGAGCGGCCGCUUAUAUAUUGUUAGAAAUCGCAAAGAUAUUUGUUAGAGCAGCAAUGCUGGCUUUUGAUGUUGCUAAAGCAGCAGUAACUGUAGCACAAUUUGUAGUAGACAAGUCUCGUGUUGUUUUAGUAGUAGCUGAAGGAAUAUUAGAACUAGCUAAAACUGGUCUUGAAGUAGCAAAAGUCAUCUUUGAGGUCGCUAAAGUUGCACUGGAAGCAGUAAAAUUAGUAAUAGGUGCCGCAGUUAAGGUGCUGGAAUUUGUUAUAGAAUAUGGUUUGAAAAGUAUAAUAGACGUUCGAAACUGCGGAUUUAAUAUUGAAUUAUCUACUCACGACUUGCCUGCUUUCGAGGUUUCGUGUGAAGUAAACGCUUUUCGGUUGGGCUGGACAGAAAUUAAAUUGAAAAUAAACUUUAAAAACAUUCUACAGAGUAUAUGGCAGGCAGCGAGGGCAACAAUAAAAGCUAUCAUUGACAUUUUUGGUGGAAUCUUUUCUGGACGAAAACGAAGGGACAUUGAAUUUGAUGGGGCUUCACGUAUGCAUGUGCUGCUCCGGAAGAUACGAGAAUCAGGUGGUUUAAACAAUACUGAUACUUACUUAAAUGAAACUAUAAAUAUCAUAAACAAUAUUACAGGUUUUCGUGAUACAGGAGACAGUGACGCUGAGAACAGAAUAGAGCUUUUUCGUGAAAAAUGUAUAGCAAUAACUGUUAUACAGGACUUCAUGCAGGAUGCCUUUGAUUCCUUGCAAGGUGUCGUAAACGAAUCAAAAUCUUAUAUUGAUGAGAUUGACAAUGUAAAGAUGCAGUUACAAGAAUACACCAGUAUUAAUGCAACGACUGAAAAUGUUACUGCGGACAGUGUGGGAAUAAGUACAGAAUAUGCUGCUAACGCUUAUAACAUGACAGAGGAAGAUAUAGACAAGGCCAUAAAUGAUUCAAAAGCUGCAGCGGCUGACGAUCCAUUGCUAAAUGAAAUACAGUCAGCAGCAAAUAUUUCUGUACAAAGUGUUGAUGCUGAAACAAAAGCAGUUGAAUCUGUGGAUUAUCAAAGCGCUUGGUUUUCCUCAAUGAAAAAUAUGACGCGAGAAUACUUUAAUGAAUCAGAGUGUGAAAAUUUCCAGGACUGCAUUUUCUAUGCAAUUUCAAGCUUGUAUGCCCUCUACGAAUCAGAAGAUCUUCCAAAUAUAACGAGUAUACAGGAAUCUGUUCUAGAAUUGGAAAGCAUAUUGAUUGAAACGUUUCAGAACGAAUCUUCAUCAAUUAAGGAUACCUCAAUAGCUAUGGAGUAUGUUGUCAGUCAUAUCAACAACCUUGUUAGUAUGAAUUUGUUCUGUUCAGAAGCUCCGCAGUUUCUGACAAAUCUACAAAAUCAAACUGCAUUAAACGGUACCGAUGUUCAAUUUUACUGCCAUGUUACUGCCGAUCCGGAACCAGAUUACACUUGGUUUAAGAACGACAUAAUCAUUGCCGGUGAAAUUUCAAGCAGGAUAACUAUUACAAACGUUACAGAGAGGGAUACGUUUGACAAGUACAACUGCGUGGCUGGAAACGUGGUUGCUAACGUAACGUCUAAUGAUGGAUACAUUACUGUUGUCUUGGAAGAUGAAGACGAAUGUCUGGCUGAGGGGACUGAAUGCCAACAUGUUUGCAACAACACGGUUGGGUCAUACACAUGUUCUUGCUAUAACGGAUAUAUGCUUGAGGAGGAUGGGAUCUCAUGUUCAGAUUUGAAUGAAUGCAAUGAAGACAAUGGCGGUUGCAAACAAUCAUGCAAUAACACAGAAGGAUCAUUCACAUGCUCUUGCAAUACUGGAUACCAACUCAAUGCUGAUGGGAGAACAUGUAAUGAUCUAAACGAAUGCUUGACAAACAAUGGGGGAUGCCAACAUACGUGCAGUAACUUGGAAGGAACAUUUGCAUGUGUUUGCAAUGACGGAUUUGAACUAAAUAUUGAUGAGAAAACAUGCAAUGAUAUAAACGAAUGCACUACAAAUAGAGGAGGGUGCCAACAAUCGUGUAGUAACACGAAAGGAUCAUUCACAUGUUCUUGUAAUGAUGGAUACGAACUACAUACUGACGACAGAACGUGCAAUGAUAUAAACGAAUGUCAAACAGAAAAUGGGGGAUGCCAACAUAAGUGCAUUAAUGAGGAAGGAUCAUACACGUGUUCUUGUGAUGAAGGAUACGAACUACAUACUGAUGGGACAACAUGCAUUGAUAUAGACGAAUGUCUGACAAACGAUGGAGGAUGCCAGCACAAGUGCAUAAAUAAGGAAGGAUCUUUCACGUGUUCUUGUGAUGAUGGAUACGAACUACAUACUGAUGAGACAACAUGCAAUGAUAUAAAUGAAUGUCUCACAAACAAAAGUGGAUGCCAUCACAAGUGCCGUAACGAGGAAGGAUCAUUCACGUGCUCUUGUGAUGAUGGAUUCGACCUACAUACUGAUGGGACAACAUGCAUUGACAUAAACGAAUGUCUGAUAAACAAAGGGGGAUGCCAACACAAAUGCAUUAAUGAUGAUGGGUCAUUCAUGUGUUCUUGUGAUGAUGGAUACAAACUACAGACUGAUAAUAGAACGUGCAAUGAUAUAAAUGAGUGUCAGUCAAAAAAGGGAGGCUGCCAACAUACUUGUCUUAACGAGGAAGGAUCAUAUUCGUGUUCCUGUGAUGAUGGAUACGAACUACAUACUGAUGGAUCAACAUGCAGUGAUAUAAACGAGUGUCUGUCAAACAAGGGUGGGUGCCAACACAAGUGCGUUAACGAGGAAGGGUCAUUCACUUGUUCUUGUGAUGAUGGAUACGAACUACAUACUGAUGGGACAAUAUGCAAUGAUAUAAAUGAAUGUCUGACAAACAAAGGAGGAUGCCGACACAAGUGCAUUAAUGAAGAAGGAUCAUUCACGUGUUCUUGCCAUGAUGGAUACGAGCUAUAUACUGAUGGGACAACAUGCAGUGAUAUAAACGAGUGUCUGUCAAACAAGGGAGGGUGCCAACACAAGUGCAUUAAUGAAGAAGGAUCAUUCACGUGUUCUUGCGAUGAUGGAUACGAGCUAUAUACUGAUGGGACAACAUGCAAUGAUAUAAACGAGUGCCUGUCAAACAAGGGAGGGUGCCAACACAAGUGCGUUAAUGAAGAAGGAUCAUUCACUUGUUCUUGUGAUGAUGGAUACGAACUACAUACUGAUGGGACAACAUGCAAUGAUAUAAACGAAUGUCUCACAAACAAGGGAGGAUGCCAACACAAGUGCAUUAACGAGGAAGGAACAUUCACGUGUUCUUGUGAUAUGGGUACGAGCUACAUACUGAUGGGACAACAUGCAAUGAUAGAAACGAAUGUCUGUCAAACAAGGGAGGCUGCCAACAUACAUGUCUUAACGAGAAAGGAUCAUACACGUGUUCCUGUGAUGAUGGAUACGAACUACAUACUGAUGAGACAACAUGCAAUGAUAUACACGAGUGUCUGUCAAACAAGGGAGGAUGUCAACACAAGUGCAUUAAUGAAGAAGGAUCAUCCACGUGUUCUUGCGAUGAUGGAUACGAACUACAUACUGACAGGACAACAUGCAAUGAUAUAAACGAGUGUUUGUCAAACAAGGGAGGGUGCCAACACAAGUGCAUUAAUGAAGAAGGAUCAUUCACUUGUUCUUGUGAUGAUGGAUACGAACUACAUACUGAUGGGACAACAUGCAAUGAUAUAAACGAGUG